Cucurbita moschata (crookneck pumpkin) is the source of this 1476-nucleotide messenger RNA. RefSeq names its product thaumatin-like protein 1. The transcript has 3 exons. Gene Ontology annotation, biological process: defense response. Lineage: Eukaryota; Viridiplantae; Streptophyta; Magnoliopsida; Cucurbitales; Cucurbitaceae. Gene Ontology annotation, cellular component: extracellular region. Bases 254 to 1258 code for a protein of 334 amino acids. The record is from RefSeq and is a predicted model, not a curated record.
UCUCUCUCUCUCACUUCUUCCCCUUCUUUUCCAACUUAUUCCCUCUUUCACUCUCAAUUUCUUAAAAUCUUUUAAAAAUUAUAAUUAAUGUUUUAUUUGCAGUAAUCUCCAUUGUCUUCUCCGAUAUUCUUCCUCUCUCUCAUCCCCGUUUCUCGCUCUAAAAGUUACUCUGUUUCCGCCAUUGCUCUCUUUAACCUUUCUUCUUCCAUCUCAUAACUUCAAUUCGCUUAGACCAGGAAAUUUCAGUCAGUCAAUGGGGCUGUUCAGCUCUUUCCACCGUUCUUCUCCCUUCUUCUCCACCUUGAUUGUGCUUCUUCUUGUCAAAGGUUUCAAAGAGGUCUCCGGCGCUACAUUCACGUUCGUUAACAAGUGUGAAUUCACUGUCUGGCCGGGAAUUCUCGCCAGUGCUGGCAGCCCCAAACUGGAAUCCACCGGUUUCGAGCUCGUACAGGGUAGUUCUCGCUCUUUCCAAGCUCCGACCGCCUGGUCCGGUCGGUUCUGGGGCCGAACUAAUUGCAAUCUCAACGGCUCCGGCCGUAUCAUCUGCAACACUGGCGACUGUGGCUCCGGUGAGAUUGAGUGUAAUGGAGCUGGCGCCACCCCACCGGCCACGUUAGCCGAAUUCACACUCGGUUCCGGGUCGCAGGAUUUCUACGACGUCAGUCUCGUCGACGGCUAUAAUUUGCCGAUGAUAAUUGAGGGAACUGGUGGGUCAGGCACGUGCUCGUCGACCGGCUGCAUUACGGACCUGAAUCAGCUCUGCCCGGCAGAGCUGAAGGCAGAGGGUGGCGGCGCGUGUAAAAGCGCCUGUGAGGCAUUUGCCUCGCCGGAAUACUGCUGCAGCGGAACGUAUAACUCGCCGGCGACUUGCCAGCCGUCAGUAUACUCAGAAAUGUUCAAAUCGGCGUGUCCCAGAUCGUAUAGCUACGCUUAUGAUGACGCCACAAGCACAUUCACCUGUAAUGGGGCUGAUUACACCAUCACAUUUUGCCCUUCUCCUCCGAGUCAGAAAUCUUCGAGGGAUUCGUCGCCAGUGAUACCAGAGCCAACAACAGAGCAGUCGGGAUCAGAGCCCGAGACCAAGCCAGGAUCAGAAUCGGGAUUAGGUUCACUACAAGGAGCAACAUUAAGUAAUUCUUGGCUUGCAGAUAUGGCCAUAGGAGGCUCUUCCAUUGCCGGAAAACCAAACAUAGCAUUUCAAUUUGGGUCAAGUAUUAUAUUCUUGGUCGUUCUAUCUCUAGGUCUUCUUUUAGAAUAAAAUAUAAAAUGAAGACCAAAUUCAUCGAUCAAAUCCCGAAGUAUUGAUGUAUGUACAGAAUUUAAGGCCAAAAGAAGUUGCUUUUUUUUUCUUUUUUUUCAUUUAGAGAUGGGUAGAAAAUUAAAAUAUAAAAAAAAGGCACUUUAUUUGGCUUUAGUAUUUGUUGAAUUUGGAUGAUUCCCAAGCUUGAAAGGUUAAUAUUAAGUGGGAAUUUGGAA